UCCUGUCUGUGGAUGAGCUUUGUUCAGUAAAUAGUUAACGAGGUGUUUCCGUGGUGCAGGAUGCAGAGACGCACUUCGAGGAUCAGAUCAGUAAACUGGUGCUGGAGAAACAGGAGCUGGAGUGGGAGAGGGAAUCCCUCCAGCAUCAGAUUGAAACAGGCGUGACUCAGCACACAGAGUCACUCACCAGUGUGAAGAAGCAGUUUCAGGCCAAAAUCCGAAACGUUGAGGAGGAGAAGGGGAAAUACCAGGUCAGUGCUGAGUUAAAGGACAAGGAGAUUAACAACUUGAAAGAAGAACUGAGGUCGCUGCAGUUGCUGAAGUUCAACUUGGAGAAGAAAUCAAAGGAGCUGGAGCAGAAACUCUCCUUGCAGAGCAGGUCGAAGGACAGUCACCUGAACCAGCUGGGGGAGGUGGAGAAACGAUUCAGUGCCCUGUCCAGGCAGUGUGCCAUGGUCAAGAAGGGACACGAGACACUACAGCAAAAUGUGGAUGAGGCCAUGAGAAUCAACAAGAAACUGACUUCUGCAAAUGAAAAACAAGAAGCAAACAUUGUGUCACUGAAGAAGGAGUUGGAGCGGGUGAAUACCAAGCUGAUUAAAACCAAGAUGAUGUCUGUCACACAUGACAAGUUCCACCAGGGUCAAACGGGCACAGAGCAGCAUGUAGAGAAACUGCACCAGAGACUGAGGAUGGAAACUGAAAUUAUCAAGAAACUCGAGGAGGAGAAUGUUUCUGUAAGAGCAGAAAAGCAGAGGUUAAUGACUUCUCUGCAGCACAACCAGCAGCUUCUGUUGAGUCAGACACAGGCAGUGAACAGAGUCGAGCUGGAGCUGCAGACACAAGAAGAACAGCACCAGGCCCUUAAGCAGGAACACGAAGUGAUGCGAGACAGAAGCAAGGCUCUGGAAGAUAAGGUGGCCCGACUGAUGGAGUGCCACGCCGCCUCCGUGACGAGCUGGGACAAAGAGAAGAAAGUGUUUCUGGACGACAUGGAGAGUGAACAGCAGGAGCUUCGAUCGGUGAGGGAGGCUUUCGACGAGCUUCAUGGGAAACACACUGAGGUGUCCUCACUGUCUAAAGAGCAGGCACAGCACAUACUGGAAUUAGAGACGAGAAACCAGAGUCGGAGCCGCCUCAGCGAUUCCACCCAGGUCGUCCUUCCCAUCGAACCCAGCGAUGAGCUUCUGAUCCUCGGCCGCGUGCUGCAGGCGGCCGAGGAUCAGAGACGACCAGAAGGUCUCGACCACACAGGAGCUGUGACUGAAGGUCAGCCAGCCACAGAUAAACAGGCAGUAGAUGGAGGAGCCAAAGUUGAUGCUCCGCUCAUGACAAGAAGUCCCAAACUCUCCAGAUCUGUUCACACGUCCACGUGUCACCAACAGCCUCUCCAGCUCCUGCAGUCAUUCUGGAACAACAAGCAGUGA
Pleuronectes platessa (European plaice) is the source of this 1427-nucleotide messenger RNA. RefSeq names its product coiled-coil domain-containing protein 73-like. The record is from RefSeq and is a predicted model, not a curated record. The transcript has 14 exons. Lineage: Eukaryota; Metazoa; Chordata; Actinopteri; Pleuronectiformes; Pleuronectidae. The coding region runs from base 453 to 1427 and encodes 324 amino acids.